This is a messenger RNA of Marmota flaviventris (yellow-bellied marmot), 934 nucleotides long. NCBI's taxonomy places the organism in Eukaryota, Metazoa, Chordata, Mammalia, Rodentia, Sciuridae. The record is from RefSeq and is a predicted model, not a curated record.
UUAAUCUGGACUGUCUAAAAGUUAAAUCAAACAGCACUGCUCAGCAUUUUGAACUUCUGUUCAGAGCUUCAGCACCUCAGUUUGGGCAGUUGUGUAAUGAUUGAAGACUAUGAUGUGAUAGCUAGCAUGAUAGGAGCCAAGUGUAAAAAGCUCCGCACCCUGGAUCUAUGGAGAUGUAAGAAUAUUACUGAGAAUGGAAUAGCGGAAUUGGCUUCUGGAUGUCCACUUCUGGAGGAACUUGACCUUGGCUGGUGUCCUACUCUGCAGAGCAGUACCGGGUGCUUCGCCAGAUUGGCACGCCAGCUCCCAAACUUGCAAAAACUAUUUCUUACAGCUAAUAGAUCUGUGUGUGACACAGAUAUAGAAGAACUUGCAUGUAAUUGUAUCAGAUUACGGCAACUGGACAUAUUAGGAACAAGAAUGGUAAGUCCAGCAUCCUUAAGAAAACUCCUGGAAUCUUGUAAAGAUCUUUCCUUACUUGAUGUAUCCUUCUGUUCACAGAUUGAUAACAGAGCUGUAUUAGAACUGAAUGCAGCCUUUCCAAAAGUGUUCAUAAAAAAGAGCUUUACUCAGUGACUUAAUAUAUAUUAUGUCACUAAAAGUUGAUAUGCUUUGUAAGGAUUUUAUUUGGGGGUGGUUUGGUUGUAUCUUUUGUUUUUAUAAUGGUGAGAAUUAAGACAUUUGUGGAUUUUAAAGAAAAAUAUGAAAUUUCCCAUUGAAUCAAGUAAAAAAUGUGAAGAAAUGUUCUCACAAAAUACUGUAAGCCAUUUUCAUCAAGAAUAUGUUAGUCACUGAUAUUAUUUUUACUUUGUGUUAAAGUGGAAUUAUGUUUUAAUCAAUAAUUGUGUUAAUAAAAGAAUAAUAUGAAAACAUUUUUAACUUAUUUUUAAAGGGACACUUUAAGCAUUAAAGUAUCAUGAUAUUUAUGCAAAAA